AUGUCGUUUUCCCUGGGCAUACAGAGCGCCAUGGCCCUUCUUGCACUGUACCGCUGUGGGGCUUGGUGCCUACCACGUUUCUUCAGGAAGUCCACUGAAUUUAAGGACUGGUCACUGUGUUUGCAGAAGUACUUUCAGUACAGAAAACUCAAUCCUUACACUUCUCAAAGGGAAAGAGGAUGGAUUGCACAGCAGUGCAAACAUCAACAGAUACAUCAUGGCUAUGAUAUACUGAUAACGGGAGUCGCAGUGAGAAGUCCUCCACCCCAGUCUGUUGGCGGUAAACUCUCCUACAAACACAUCAGCACAGCGCGGCAGACCCAAAGCCCUCCCUGCGCCCGCCCUUCCUGGUUCACUCACGUCUUCUUUAUCCUCCGGGAAGAUAAGGAGAAGGGGGUGGGGAGAUGGGAGAGCCAGGAGACCAGGAGAACAAGAGGUCAGGAGGGGAAUGAUCCAAAGGAACCAGAUCAGUUGAGGAAGCUGUUUAUUGGUGAACUGAGCUUCAAAACUGCAGAUGAUAGCUUAAGAGAACAUUUUGAGAAAUGGGGCACACCUGAAGACUGUGUGGUAAUGAGAGAGCGCCAAGCAAAACGUGCCAGGGGUUUUGGUUUUGUGACCUACCCUUGUGUUAAAGAGGUGGAUGCAGCAAUGUAUGCUGGGCCACACAAGGUUGAUGGAUAUGUGGUGGAACCAAAGACAGCCAUUUCUAGAGAGAAUCCUGUAAGGUAUGGUGCCCAUUUAACAGUAAAGAAAAUUUUUGUUGGUAGUAUUAAAGAAAAUACAGAAGACUAUAAUCUGAGAGACUACUUCAAAAAGUAUAGCAAGAUAGAAGUUAUGAUAGGCAGAAUAGAAAAAAAGAGAGGAUUUGCUUUUCUAACUGUUGAUCAUCAUGACACAGGCGAUAAAACUGUUUUUCAGGAAGACCACACUAUUAAUGGGCAUAAUUGUGAAGUUAGAAGGACCCUUUCUAAACAAGAGAUGCAGCCUGUUAGAUCACAGAGAGGUCGUGGAGGUGGACCUGGCAACUUUAUGGGUCGUGGAGGAAACUUUGGAGGUGGUGGAGAUAAUUUUGGUCAUGGUGGAAGAGGAGGCUCUGGUGGAGGUGGUGGUGGCAGCAGAGGUAGGUAUGGAGGUGGUGAUGGUGGAUAUAAUGGAUUUGGAGGGGACAGUGGUAACUAUGGUGGUGGUCCUGGUUACAGUAGCAAAGGAGGCUGUGGUGGUGGUGGACGGGGAUGUGGAAACCAAGAUGGUGGAUAUGAUGGUGGAAGAGGAGGAUAUGGUGGUUACAAUGGAGGAGGAAAUUUUGGUGGAGGAAACUAUGGUGGCGGUGGGAACUAUAAUAAUUUUGGAAAUUAUAGUGGACAACAGCAACCAAAUCAUGGGCCCAUGAAGAGGGGCAGUAUAGAUGGAAGAUGUUCAGGCCGUCCCUGUGGUGGUGGCUGUGGAUCAGGUGGUAGAAAUGGUGGAUAUGGCAACAGAAGGUUUUCAAAACAGCAGAAAAGGGCCACAGUUCCUGGCAGGAGAAGGAGGGGUUCUCAGGAACAUUCCUGUUGCCCUGAGACAGUCGGCCCAAAUGCACCAGAGGAACUGUAA
Messenger RNA from Peromyscus leucopus (white-footed mouse), 1593 nucleotides. RefSeq names its product heterogeneous nuclear ribonucleoprotein A3-like. Lineage: Eukaryota; Metazoa; Chordata; Mammalia; Rodentia; Cricetidae. The record is from RefSeq and is a predicted model, not a curated record. Gene Ontology annotation, molecular function: RNA binding.